Molecule: messenger RNA, 7462 nt
Organism: Aphidius gifuensis
Lineage: Eukaryota; Metazoa; Arthropoda; Insecta; Hymenoptera; Braconidae
Gene: FoxP
Product: forkhead box protein P2-like
Exons: 17
Coding region: 1000-3747 (915 amino acids)
Biological process (GO): regulation of transcription by RNA polymerase II
Cellular component (GO): nucleus
Molecular function (GO): RNA polymerase II cis-regulatory region sequence-specific DNA binding; DNA-binding transcription factor activity, RNA polymerase II-specific
Source: RefSeq, a predicted model, not a curated record
GAGUUUUAUAUAGAGAAGAGUUUCAUAGCGCGUUUGACUUUCGUGACGUGAUGUAGAUAUGGCGGGGGGGAAUUUAAGGGGGAAAAACGACAGAAAACGCGUAAACAGAGAGUCAACAUGUAAACAGGCCACUCGCGAGACAAACAACGUGGGGGCCAAUAUUGCUUUUACCACUACUACAUAACCACUCUGUGUUCUAUAAUUUUAUUUCAUUCUAUGUAUAAUAUUAAAAUAUAUUUAUAUAAAAACAAAAAAUUUUUCAUCAUUUCAUUCGUGAUGACCUAGAGUCGAGCUCGUUUUUUUUUUUUCAAAUACACAAAUUUUUUAAAACGUAUUUUUAUAUUUUGACAGUUCAAUUGGAUAUAAUUAAAUAAAUUUUAACUUACAAGUGAUUGUUUCUAAUUAUUUUCGUAAAAUUAUAUAAGCGGAAAAUUCAAGUGUAAAUUCACGUUUAAUUUUUGAAAUUUAUAAUUGUGGUUGUUUUUUGUUCUUAUUUUUUAAAAUUGUUUUUGAGUGAUUAGUUUGUGUUUGAUUUAUUGAUUUAAUGAUUUAUUGUGAAUCAGUGAGGCAUUGCCUAUUUGUGUAAUUUUAUUUCAUUAUUAUUUUUAUUUUUUAUUCGUUGUUGUUGUUGUUGAUGUUGUUGUUGUUUGUGAGUUAUUAUUAAUUUUUUUUUGUGCUCACUCGGUGGAUUUAUUUAUUACUCUGAAAGACGCCGAGACGAGUACAGGGGAUUGUGUGACAAGUUGAGGGGAAAAGGGAUAUUUAACGUCACCGCACGCCACGCGGUUCAACAGGUGCGGCGCGUCGCGUCAUUCUACAAGACGUCAGUGGUGCAUUGUUCGUUGGGUAUACUGAGAGACGUCAUCGUGGCUCAUUGACGGGCAUAUAGGUGAAAAUCCCUUCGACACUGGAUCCUGGGGAAAGGAACACUUUCAGCCAACCACGGCAGCUUGGCAGCUGAAUCAACGCAGUCACACUCGACCUAAUGACGAUGGCAUAAUGGAUCAUGACACGGACGGAGACGGCGCGAUCAACUUGUCAACGUCUCAGCGACCCUCCGCCUCGACCACCCCAAACGGUGACUUCGGCCAAGAUCAACAAGACAACGAUCAGGCAUCAACACUGUAUGCAGCAUUGAAACAACAACAAUCAAGAGAAUCAUCCUGGGAACUUGAAAGAGAAAAAGAAAAACAAUUUCAACAAACAAGAAUACGAGAAAGAGGAGGUGGUGUUGAAGGUGGUGGUGGUGGUGGAGGAGAAGGAGAAGGAGGAGGUGGCUCUGAAGAGUCUGAUCAACAAGAUCUUACAAUUGAAUAUAGAAGCAAUGGAAAACUCAGUCCACCUGGGCAACAUUCAUUGACAACAGCAUCCAUGACUCAGCAAAAGCAACCGAUAAUUACCCAACAUUCUCAGCAACCGAGCUCAGGUACGCCCGGCUCACAGCCGAGUCCCCAUCAAAGUCCCCAAGUACCACAACGAGCUUCACCACCAAAUUUAAAUCAAGGAGCAUUACAACCAGGUGGUACACCUGGUGCUCCACCAAUUCACAAUUCUACCCAGAUGAUGCUAAGCCCAGCAAGUGGUCUUCAUCAAAUGCAGCAAUUACUACAACAACACAUACUCAGUCCAACACAGCUGCAAUCAUUUAUGCAGCAACACACACUAUAUCUACAGCAACAACAACAACAACAGCAACAGCAACAACAUCAGCAACAGCAGCAACAACAACAUCAACAGCAACAACAACAGCAGCAACAACAACAACAGCAACAUCACCAGGAAUCGUCUUCCGAGCAUGCCUCCAGUCAAGAACGCUUUGGCUACUUCUCAUCCCUGAAGAACCAUCAACAUCAACUUGCAGAACUUGGAAGAAAACAACUUGAACAAAAUUUACAACAGUUACAAGAACAGUUACAGCUAAAUCUCAUUCAACAAACACAUUUACUGCAAACAGGUGAUAAGAAAAAAACAUCAGUACCAUUACAACAACUUGGUAUUCAACAACAACAAAUAAUACAACAGUUACAAAUAACACAAAGACAAUAUCUACUUCAACAAGGUCUUAAUCUUCAAGGACACAAUCAUUCAUCAGUUAAUUUAUCAAAUGAAGUAUUACCAAAAUGGGGAUCAUCAGAAUCAUCAGAAGGUACGGAACUUCAUCAAAAUUUAAAUAUUUCAAAAUCAUCAAGUGGAUUAAAUGGUCUUAUAAAUUCAAUAGUAUCAAGUAGACGAUCCGAGCUAAAUGGUACGUCAGGUGUAGAUGAAAAACCUCUAGAUGUAUCCUGCAAUGACAAAGCACAUCCCCUUUAUGGCCAUGGGGUUUGCAAAUGGCCUGGCUGUGAAGUGAUCUGCGAAGACUACCAAGCAUUCCUCAAGCACCUCAACACCGAGCACACACUAGAUGACAGAUCAACGGCGCAAGCAAGAGUACAAAUGCAAGUUGUUUCUCAAUUAGAGAUACAAUUACAAAAAGAACGUGACAGAUUAACAGCAAUGAUGCAUCAUCUUCAUGUAGCAAAACAAAUGGCAUCACCUGAACCACCAAAAUCAUCAGAAUCAUCGACGGGCUCGAGUUUACCAAAAUUAGGAUUAUCAUCAGGAAUGAUGAAUCAACCACCACAAAAUUUUGGUGUAUCACAAGUAUCACCAGUUUCAAUGUCAGCACUUGUAUCAGCAGUUAGAUCACCAGCUGGUGGACAAUUACCACCAUCAAUUGGUGGACCAAUGCCACCAAUGACAAAUAUGACAGGUAUACCAGGAAUGCCACCAAUGCCAAAUAUGCCUGGUGGUAUGCCAAGUAUACCUGGUGGUAUGGCCAGUUUAGCUGGACCCAUUAGAAGAAGAAUUAGUGAUAAAUCAGCACUAUCACUUGCUGGUGGCCAGUUUGAUGAGGGGACUGUAAGGCGCCGGGUAUCCAUCGAUAGAUCUGGCAUAGAUAUUAAUGAAGAAAUACAACGGAAUAGAGAAUUCUACAAAAAUGCAGAUGUCAGACCACCUUUUACGUAUGCUUCAUUAAUAAGACAGUCAAUAAUUGAAUCACCGGAUAAGCAGUUGACGCUCAAUGAAAUCUACAACUGGUUUCAAAAUACGUUUUGCUACUUUCGGCGGAAUGCCGCAACGUGGAAGAAUGCCAUCCGCACCAAUCUAUCAUUGCACAAGUGUUUUGUGCGCUAUGAGGACGACUUUGGGUCAUUCUGGAUGGUGGACGACGCCGAGUUCGUAAAGCGACGGCAUCUGUCCCGCGGCCGUCCCAGGAAAUAUGACCCAACCCCAUCACCCACUCCACCCCACCUCUCCGCACAGGGUGUGCCAUCAAAGAGUCCAACACUGACGCACAGCCCGACAAUGUAUGGAGACGCAUUGAGUGCAAACCUCCAGUAUUUCCAGGCUGCGUUAGGUGAGUCGAACAUGGGAUUUUUAAAUAAUUCAAUGUGCACGUCGACGGCAACGAGUCCAGACAAGGAACACGUAAUGCCACACCAUGAUAUGCUAAGAUCACCACUGGAUGAACCAGGAAUGCAUAUAAAACAAGAGGGUCAGUGUCCAGAGGGUGGUAAAUUAUCAAGAUUAAUAAAACGUGAAUUAAUGGAAGCACCAACGGAACAUGAUCACGAUGAUGAUGAUACUAUUGAUGACAGAGAAUAUCCAGAAAGUCAUGAUCAUGAUUCUGGUCAAGAUGAAGAUAUGGCAGAAGAUUUAUCAAUGGCACCAGAUAUUAUGACAUCAGAUGAUCAAAUUGAAGCGUAGUAUCAUAGAUAAAUAUUAUCCCCUCCAUUAUUUAUUUGGCACUGAUUAAAAUAAUGCCAAAAAUAAAUAAAUAAUAUAAAUUAAAUUUACAAAAAUUAAAUGAAGAAUGUUAUAAUAUUUCCAUCAGCCCAAAGUAAAUAUUAUACAACAGCAAUAUAGCUAAUUCAUAAAAUUUCAUUUUAAGAAUGAUUAAAAAUAAUAAUUAUUAUAAAUUAAUUAAUUAAAGUCACUUACCAUAUCUAAAUCGCAAUAUAUCGAAAAAAAAUUUUUUAAAAAAAUAAAUAAAAAGCGGUUAUAAAGACUUUAUUAAGUGAAUGAACUAGCGAUUGUACUCAAUUUGAUGACUAGAAAAAGGGAAAAAAAUUUUUAAAAAAUAAAAAUUAUAUUAACUUGAGAGAAUAAUAAGAAUGAAUCUGAGAUUUUAAUAAUCUUAUGAUCCAUUGAUCCAUAUCGUUAUUCAAGCAAUUUAUUGAUUUUUAUUUAAAUUUAUUAUUAUUAUUUUUCAUUUAUAAAUUAUAUAAUGUAAAACUGACAACGAUUUUUAAUAAUUUUAUUUUGUUUUAUUAUUAUUAUUAUUUAGAUUUGUAAAUUCUUUAGUUAUUGUGUAUAUUUAUUAUUAAAAAUUGUAGUAUAGAUAAACUAUCUAUUGAUUAUAUAUAUAUAUAAAUUAUAAAUAUACGUGUAGAUUAUUUAAAUUAAUGUUUGAACAACCAGUGAUCAACGAUGAUGUUUUUAAAUAUAGGAAUAUUCUGGAUUAAUAAUUUUAUUAUAUAUUAAUAUAAUGAAAGCUUUAUCAUUAUUUAAAAAAAUAUUGUGUCAUAUCCAGAUGGCCUAAUUUUCACAUCAAACUUGUAGAUAAUAAAAUUAAAAAAAAAAAUAUAUAUAUACAUUUUAAAAUACAAGAUUAUAAAUACUAUAGCAAAAAAUAAAUUCAAUAAAUGCCAGUUUUAAUUUAUAUAAUUUAAUAUAAAAAUUUAACAGUCAUAGGGCAUAUCGGUUUUUUUUUUAAAUUAUUUUUUUCGAUAACUCUAUGAAAUAUUGAAAAUAAAUUUGAUAAAUUUGUCUUUUUAGACUUACUGCAUAAUUUUAGAAUGUAAAUUUUUCAUUAAAAAGAAAAAAUAAAUAAAUCAUUGAUAUAUAUAUAUAUUUCCUUUUAUCAUGUUUAAAGGUCCAAAAAUAUAUAUCUCCAUGUCUCUGUGAUUUUUUUAAAAAUAAUCAGAGAAUGUAGAAAUUAAUAUUUGUUGAUUAAAUAAUUGCAUAGCGAUAAUUUAUUAACAAAGGGAGGCCUGACAUACCCAUCAAUCAAAAUUUGACCAUCAAUAAUAACGAAAAAAAAAAAUAAAAAACGACAUAAAAUAAUAAAAUUAAGUAAAUAAAUGAACAUUUUUUUUUGUAGCCUGUAUAGCUUAGCGUUUUAUUCAAUAAGUAGUUUCGUAUUCAUUCGUACUGAACUAAUUGAAGUAGAUUUGUAAAUGAUUAAAAUUGACGGUGACAGUGAGCGAGACUAUACAGUGAUUAAUAUAAUGAGUGCACGUACACGUGAGGCUGAUAUAUUAAAAAAAAAAACAAAAUGAAUAAUAAAUUAUUAUAAAAAACAAAAACAAUAAAAGUGGUAAUCAUUUAACUUUUGGCAAACCAUAAAAGAAAAUAAAAUACAGUAAAAUAAAAAUAAAACAAAUUGUGUGAGUGAAAAUUUAAGGAAAAAAUAAAUAAAUAAACGAAAAUAAAUUUAACAUUACAUAAGAGAAAAUGUGAAAGAAUAAUAUAAUGAAAAUAAAAUAAAUAAUGAAAUGUGAGUGUGAUAAAUUUUAAUAUAUAUAAAUACGAGAGUUUUAAUUAAGACAUAAGCUCGAGCGGAUGGCAAUGAAUAAAACUAAAUAAAAAAAAUUUUAAAAUAUGUAUUGAUAUACAUAAUAAUGCGUAUACGUUUAUCGGGAUAUAACAAUUAGAUGUCACAAUCCCAAAAUUCAAAAUGAAAUCUCAUCCCAACCCUUUAUCAUCUUAUAUUCAUCUUUAAAAAAUAUAAAAUUAAAAAAUAUUUCGCAAUUAUUUGGCGAAAAAAUAAAUAACUUGACCAUAAAAAAAUAAUUAAAUAAAAAAAUAAAACAAUGUUAAGAUUAAAAAAAAAUAUAUCAAUAAUAAAUUGUCCAUAACAUUUUCAUAUUAUUAUUAAUAAUAAUAAUAAAAAAUAUAUCGCUGUGUAACAUAACAGCACCAGUCAUCAUUUGUCAACAGAAAAAAAAAAACAAAAAAGAAAAACACAUUUUGUAAUUGUAAAUCUUAUCGUUUUUUUUUUUAAACAUAAAAAAAAUUGCAUUGUAUAUUUUCACAUCACUACCGAAUGGGUAUUAUCAUUGUUUAUCGUUCUUUACCGUUUUUUCAUAUAUUAAAUUCAAAUAUAAACAUUGAUAGCUGAAAAAUAAAAAAUGCAACGUAAAAAUGAAACUGAAAAAUCAGCAAUUAAACAUUUAAAAUUAAUAAAAAAAGAAAAUAAUUAUUAAUAAUGGUACUGAAAUCACACUUCAUUAUACUCUAUUCAUUUAUUUAUUUGAUUUUUUUUUUCGUUGAAUUUUAUUCAAGUUAUAAUAUAAAAUUAUUUGUUUGUCAAGAAAAUACAUUUUUUAUAAUUAAGCUGCGUUUCCCGUGACUCAUUAAUACAGAGACCUUUAUAUUUGUAUAUGUUACAGAAAAGAAAAAUAGGAAAAAACAAGUUAGAAAAAAAAACAAAAUAUUAAUAAUAAAAUAAAAUAAAUAUACAUAUAAAUAUUAAGUAUAUAUAUAAAUAAUGUGAGAUUCAGUGCCAGCUCGAGCCUCAGUUUCCACAAAUCGUACUACCCACAUACUCUAAGUCUAUGUAAUGUAUAAUGAAUUAAGGACUCGAUAUACCAUAUAGAAAGACUCUUCUGUACAUAGUUUUUGAAGGUAAAAAUACCUCAAAAAAAAAUAUGAAAAAACAAAAAAAUAAUGAGGCAUUAGGAAUUAAUGAAAAAAAUAAAACACACACACACAUUUUAAGAUCGACAUUUUUUUUUUUUUUUUGCGAUAUGUUGCAUCCUUUACCUUGCAUUUGAUUGUAUAAAUGCUUGAUAAGAAAAAAAAAUUCAAGAAAAUUAAAAACUUGUUGAAACAUUAUUUCUUUUACAUUAUUAACAUUGUCAUUUAGUUUUUUAAAUAUUUGUUAAUAUAGAAAGGAAUAAAAAUUUAAAUUCAUAUAAAAUUAUCAAGCAGAGAAACGAAAAAAAAAAACAAAAAAAAAGAGGAAAGAAACAACAUAAAUCAUUUAUUGAUUAUUGAUGCAUUUUGGUUUUAGACUGUGAUCAUAUAUGCGCAAUGCGCCCAAAAUUGGCUCGUGAAGUUUAAAAAAAAGAAUUUUUUUCAACAAUUUAAUUAUACAUUUGAAUUAUUGUGUUUGAAUGUUUCUGUAGAAUGAGUAUUGAAUAACAAGGAGCAACCAUAUCAGCUAUGAAAAAUAAAAAAGAAAAAAAAUUAAAUAAAAAAAAAAAAAAAAUGCGCGUUAGAUAAUAAAUAGUGCCAAAGCUUUGCUGAUAUAAAUUUUUAAUUUUAUUUUAUCCUUAAAUAAUUUAUCAAUAUGAAAUCCUACCUUAAUUUAUUUCCAUCAACUUGUAGCUACGAAAAAAAAAUUUAAAUAUAUUUUAUUAAUGUGUUAAACUGACAGUAGAACUUUGUGUUUUCGUCAGACAGCGCAUGAUACUAG